Messenger RNA from Anas platyrhynchos (mallard), 7816 nucleotides. RefSeq names its product zinc finger CCCH-type containing 12B (gene ZC3H12B). Gene Ontology annotation, molecular function: metal ion binding; mRNA binding; RNA endonuclease activity. NCBI's taxonomy places the organism in Eukaryota, Metazoa, Chordata, Aves, Anseriformes, Anatidae. Gene Ontology annotation, cellular component: nucleus; cytoplasmic ribonucleoprotein granule. The record is from RefSeq and is a predicted model, not a curated record.
UCUGCUCCUGCGCCGCGGGCGGGGCCCGGGGCCGGGCACGCGCCGGCAGCACCCUGGCGCCGGGCGGGAGCGGAAGGCCGGUGCGCGCGGCCGCGCGUCGACGGCGCGUGCGCUGCCGCCGGGAGCGCGCGGGGCGCCGCGAGGAGCCGGGCGCCCGCAGCGGCGGGGGCUGGGCGCGGUUGCUAGGCGACGGCGCCCGGGCAGCGGCGUUGGCCCGGCGGAGGCGCGGGCAGGGAUGAGGCGGAGGCAGCGGCCCCCGCGCUGCCGCCGCCGCUGAGCCCCCUCCCGCCCCGUCCCGCCCGGGCCUCGCUGCCCGCUCCCCCCGCUCCUCUCCCCUCGCUCCAGCCUGCCCUCCCCCCUCCAUGCGGCGGGAGCGGCCGGAGUGGGGCCCGUGCCUGCGGCCGCACCGAGCCCCGCCGCCCCUCGACUCUCCGCCGCCAGCCGCCGCAGGGAGCCGCGGGCGGCGUCUGCAGCGACAACAGCGGGAACUUCAUGUUGGCGUUGUUUAUGCCAGAACAUAGUAAGCAAGGCAUAGCUCCAGACUUGUGUAAACUUUUAUCUAGCCAACACGAUGCAAUUGAGUAUGAAUUCCAGGUUGCUCUGGAAAUGAAAGAGAAGUUCUGAGCUCUCUGGCUGGAAGCUGAACGUGAUGACGGCCUGGUCCAUGGUAGGGAAGCUGAAAAUGGAGAAGAGGCACUCCAGAGAAGACAGAAACGUGGAACAAGAUGCUGGGGAAUGCAGUGCUGAAUCCGAGGAAUGGACGAGUUCAGAAAGUGAACCUGAGCAACCAUACUUCAGAAGCAGCUGUAGCAAUAUUCAGUGGAGAGAAAAGGAGGUUUCCACUAAACCACAUCGGCCACUCUGUCGCUCCCCUUGUUUGGAUCGCCCAAGUUUUUCACAGAGCAGUAUCACACAAGACCUGAAGCUAGACGAAUGCAAAACGAGUUUGGACAAGGAAUACCAAGCUAAAAUGGAUUUUGCUUUAAAACUUGGGUAUGCAGGAGAUCAGAUCCAGGCUGUACUGAAUAAACUGGGAGCAGAUGCGCUCAUCAAUGAUGUUCUGGCUGAACUUGUGAGACUUGGCAACAAAAGUGAAUCAGAAGGACAGAACAGUGCCAGCAGUACCACUAGUACUCUGGUGCCAAGAGGCCCUUGUCCAAAGGAAAUAGCAAGCCCUGAAUUGUCACUUGAAGAUGAAGUUGUGGAUAACAGUGAUAACUUGAGGCCAAUCGUCAUUGAUGGAAGCAAUGUGGCUAUGAGCCAUGGAAAUAAAGAAGGAUUUUCCUGUCGAGGAAUUCAACUAGCUGUUGAUUGGUUUCUGGAAAAAGGACAUAAAGAUAUCACUGUGUUUGUACCUGCAUGGAGAAAAGAACAGUCUCGACCUGAUGCACCAAUUACAGAUCAAGAAAUCUUACGUAAAUUGGAGAAAGAAAAAAUUCUUGUUUUCACCCCAUCUCGAAGAGUUCAAGGAAGAAGAGUAGUUUGCUAUGAUGACCGAUUCAUAGUAAAACUUGCUUUUGACUCAGAUGGCAUCAUUGUAUCAAAUGACAACUAUAGGGAUCUUCAGAACGAAAAACCAGAAUGGAAGAAGUUCAUAGAGGAGCGACUGCUAAUGUAUUCUUUUGUGAAUGACAAAUUUAUGCCUCCUGAUGAUCCUUUAGGACGUCAUGGUCCAAGCCUUGAAAAUUUCUUAAGGAAAAGGCCAGUUAUUCCUGAACAUAAAAAACAACCGUGUCCUUAUGGUAAAAAGUGCACCUAUGGGCACAAAUGUAAAUAUUACCACCCAGAACGGGCAAACCAACCUCAAAGGUCAGUAGCGGAUGAGCUUCGGAUAAGUGCCAAAUUAUCUGCUGUGAAAACUAUGAGUGAGGGAGCCUUGGCCAAAUGUGGCACAGGGCCAUCCAGCUCCAAAGGAGAGAUCAGUUCUGAAGUGAAACGCAUUGCCCCCAAACGCCAGUCAGAUCCAAGCAUUAGAUCAGUAGCUGUGGAGCCUGAGGAAAAGUUAACAGUAGCCCGCAAGUCUGAGGCCAGCUCUGUCCCGUCUCUGGUUUCUGCAUUAAGUGUACCAACGCUCCCUCCACCAAAAAGCCAUGCAGCUGGUGCAUUAAAUACUCGUUCUGCAAGCAGUCCGGUGCCAGGUUCCUCACAGUUCACGCAUCAGAAAUCCUCACUGGAACACAUGUCCAGUGUGCAAUAUCCUCCUAUACUAGUCACCAAUAGCCAUGGCACCUCAGUUAGUUACACUGACCAGUAUCCCAAAUACGAAUCGUUAGGGGACCAUGGCUAUUAUUCCUUACUCAGUGAUUUCUCCAACUUGAGCGUAAGUAGUAUGCAUAACACAGAUUAUUACGGGGCUGAUACGGACCAGGGGAUGUAUUCUAGAAACUCAAGCCCCUGUCCUGACAAUUGCUUAAGCCAUACAAGUAAUGAUUCUUAUUCCUCUUACAAUGACUUGUAUCUGGGUGUAGCAGAUGCCAGUCCAGAAGACAAUGUGAAGAUCCAUAGACUGCCAUCGCAAAAUCGUCUUCAGCCUUUUUCCCAUGGUUACCAUGAAGCCUUAAAUAGAGUUCAGAGUUACGGAACUGAAGAGCCUAAGCAAUCCCUUCGCAAACAGUCAGUUUCCCACUUAGGCCUGCAUGCCCAGCAUCCAGUUGUUGGAGCACGGUCCAGUUGUCCAGGAGAAUACCCUGUGCCUCAAAAUAUUCAUCCAUCAACUGCACAACCAAGCCGUGCCUUGGUCAUGACAAGAAUGGACAGUAUUUCUGACUCACGGCUUUAUGAAAGUAAUCCUGCACGGCAGAGAAGACCACCUCUCUGUCGAGAACAGCAUGCUAGCUGGGAUCCGUUACCAUGUGCAUCAGACUCUUACACUUACCACUCGUAUCCAUUGAGUAACAACCUCAUGCAGCCGUGUUAUGAACCUGUAAUGGUAAGAAGCAUGCCUGAGAAGAUGGAGCAACUCUGGAGGAAUCCAUGGAUUGGGAUAUGUGGUGAGCCACGGGAACCACAUAUCAUUCCAGAACAUCAGUAUCAAACAUACAAGAACCUCUGCAAUAUAUUUCCACCAAGCAUUGUCCUUUCUGUGAUGGAAAAGAAUCCCCACAUGACAGAUGCACAACAGCUGGCAGCUAUGAUUGUUGCCAAAUUAAGAACAGGGCGUUAAAUUACUUUAGCCUCUUUUGGAUAAAUGAAACUAUACAGUGCAUAGGAACUGGAAUUAAAAUGAAGACGGGAGUGGGCCAGUCUACUGUAAAUAUUUUCUAAUAAGUUUAGUAUAUAGUCCUGUACACAGUAGCAAUCAUAUAUAUAGAUAGAGGCACUAUAUAAGAGUUGAUUAUAUUGUAAAUUUUAAGAUUUUAAAUAUAGGGAUUUUUAAUAGUGUUUUACAGGAAAUGCAUACCUUGCUGCAUGGAUAGCUCAUUAAGAACUACAAUGUCACGUUCAGUGUCUCAAAGCUUUUAAUACAAAAUUAUUGUUAGAAAUUAUAUUGCAUGUAUUAGUGUACACUUUCAAUUUGAUUCUCAAUACCUAAUUGGCCUUUCAAAGCAUGCUCUAUACAGUCCCAGAUGACUUUUAGGGUUUCAGCUUUGCCGUUUGACACUGCCUAUUGGUACAUCAAAUAGCGGAAAAAUAAACUUGAAAAAAAUUACUCAAUUUGUAGAAGGAUAAACUGGUUGAAUCUCUUUCAGCUUUUGAAUGUCAGUAUUGUUGGUACUUCUUAAAUUUCAAAACUGUUCCCCAAGAGUUUAUUGUCCAGUAUGUUAGUUCAAUCCAACAGAAGCCAAAUACUUUAUUAAAUUAGGACCAAAAGAUUAAGGAGUAUGAAGGUGUGAGCACCAUUCAGUAAACAAAAAGAUGUUUAACUGUAGCUUCCCUCUUCAGAAUUGCCUGUCAACUGUGCAGUGAACAGCUGCUGUUCUAGAUGAUUAGAGAAGACAAAAGAAAAUUGUCAGUUUUAUGUAAAUUGGAUUACUCAGACUCAAGCAACAGGAACUGAAUGUUAACGUGGAAGCUCAUCAGUAACUAAGCCCUUCUGGAGGCAAGGAUGGUAUUUGGAUGAAACUAACAUGCAAGAUCUUGAGAAGGGAGUGUGAGAGGCUGUUUCCUGAAAAGAGAUGCUACAGUUUGGGCUUGUAGCAAGGUUGGCCUCGUUUUGCUCUUCAGCUCCACGCAAAGGUGUGCAUUUGCCUCAUGAUGGUUUCUAGAGUCCUGUUUCAACAGGUGAGAUAAUUUUGUGUGGCAUUGCUUGCGCAACUGGUAUUUUGCUCAGGGUGGGAACCUUUGUAGCUAAAUGUCUCCAAAAGAGGCGUUUAUUGUUUUUUAAGCUGCACUGACUGAACGCCCUUUUUUGAAUCCAUUGUAUAUUGCAACAUUUUGAACCAUUACUAACUCGAUAUGUCUCGAGCUAGGACUUGUUGACUUCUACUGUAGUUUUUUUCAUGAAAGUUGAGAAGGCCUGGUUUUAUGGCCUUUUGUUUCUUCAUGAGAAGGUGUGACACUGCCUAAAUGUUUCUUACUGUGAAACACACGGAACGUGAGGCUGCAGUCAGGGUUGUUUCUGGUGUUUUGAUAAUGGCUUGCAUGCUGCUUUCUAGUUCUCUGUUUGUCUGAGGAACAAAACAUUAUUUCCUCCAUUUGUGUUACUGUAAUAAUGGUUGGUUUGAUUCACAGUAUCUUGCAGGCUAUUUAUCAUGUGUUCCUGUCAGGUCAAAAAAAACAACCAAACCAACAGCAAAGAAAACAAUUAACAUGUGCAAUGACAAUUAACAUACGGAUAAUUGAUAACUGUACCGUUUCACACAUGAUAAAUAUUCUUCCAUUGGAACAGGUAACAUAUAUAAUGACUAUGUCAUUAUGUAUUUCAAUUUAAUUAACUUGCAGAUGAUUUUUGUAUUUACACUUGAUGUUUGAAAACAAGUAAGUUUUAAUUAGUUGGUUAAUGGGAAAAAUAAGACUUUGGACACUUAUAAUAGUUGGAGAAGACAGAAAAUUCUUGACCAAUAUUCAAAUAUGUUUCUUAGGAACCAGCAUUUUCUGUUUUUAAUUUGCAAUUAAUUCUUAUUCUCUUCUCUUGCAUGGUAUAAGCAGCUGAGAGCAGUGCCUCAAAUAACCAGAAAUGACCUUUUGUUUGUUGAUACAAAUUGUAUCUCUUUUUCUUGAUUGUAUAAAAACUGUUUUAAAAAAAAAAAAAAAAAACACACCAAAAAAAACCCACAACCCAUAAACCUCUAGAUAAACUUCAGUAUUACAUAUUCACCACAAUGUUUGUGACACUGUGUGUCACAGGGAAGUAGCCCAUGAGUAAUUAUGAAUCUUUUUUUAUUUAAAAUGGGCACUUGUAGUUUAUAGACAAACAAGGACAACUUUUCAGAACCAGUUUAAUAUGUGCACAGAAACUGUGUGUACACCUCAAAGCAUUACAUGAUUAUCUUUAGUCUAUUAAGCAGAUACAUUCUUGCACUAAACUUUAUGUAAUAAUCUUGCUGUUAGCUCAUCUGCAUGUGUUUAAAAUGUAACAAUAUAAUUGCUGUAGACACUGCUUUAUUCUUAACAGAUUCAUUUAUAAAUUAUUUAGGUUUAAAAUGAAGUUUAUUGUGCACUCACGUUUUCCAUCUUGCAUGGAAUUAAAUACUUGUAUGUAGAAAAAUGUUUGUUCCCUUUUUCUCCAAUUAUAAAGAUAAGCUAUCUUAAGAGGGUUUGGUAGGUGUUUUUGAUGCUUUCAGAUGUGGAAGCUUAAGCAGAAGUUACUGUAUGAAGUUGUGGGUGGUUUCUGGAGAAACUCGUUUUUGUAGGACUUGUCUAGUUAUUUUAAUUUUCACUAACUUUGGUCUUACUGGUAAAAAGGAAUUAUUCUGAACAACGGGAAUGCUAUGCUACUGCAAACCCAGCAUACCAUUUCCCAAAGGCACUUCGAAGGCAAAAUUGUCUUUUUCUAAGAAGCUAUUUGCAUCCAUCCUGCGUAGAGUUAUAGACUGGGCAGUGUAGCCUUGUGGAAAUAAUUUGCAAAUCUUGUGCUUGUUUAGUCCUCCUUAGAGGUAAUGAAACUUUUAUAUGUGACGUAGUCUUUCCUAAUCAACUAGUUUAAGUGAUAAUUUUGCCAUCCACAUCUGUUCUGAGAUAUGUUUACAAGCCAAUUCAUAACACUGACACAUUAAUUAACCUUCAGUGCGUAAGCUUAGAUUUCUUCUUACAUGGAAGAGUUGAUCUUAUUAAUACAUGACCAUAACUGUCUAUAUUGUAAAUAUAAGACUUUGUAUAAAUGCUCUUUUUGAGAGCAUGGUAUUUAAAUGUUUUUAAAACUGUAAGAGAACAGUUCCAGAAACUAUGUUUUAAUAAAAUCCAUAGAAUUAACAAAAUUCUAGAUGAGAAACUGGGAAAAAAAGAAAGUGGAAAGGUGAAAUCCUGGCCUGUUUCAAUCAGCAAGAGUUAAGCAGUAGACUUUAGCAGGGCCAGGGCAGCACUUCGGGAGUUCUGAAUUACUGAUCUUUAAUCUUUAGCUAUAUCACUUUCACAUAAUUUAUCACUUAAGUUCACAAUGUUAAAUUCAUGAUUCAAAAAUCAAAUGCUUUAUGAGAUGUCAGCCUAAGUUAUUUUAUGUGUUUUUGUAAGAAUUACAUGUUAGUGAUAUAUUCAGUUGUACAUACAGUAUAUUUGACUAACGUUAGUCCUGUUGUUGUCUUAUUGAGCUACAGUAGUGGGCUUUAUUCAUCUGUAGAAUUAAACGUUAUGGUUUAAUUGUUGUAAAAUUUUAUAAAUCUCUUUGGGUUGCUUUGGUUGACCCAAAUAUAAUGUAAGUCUCAAUGACAAAAUGAGUGAAAAAUGGGUGUUAAACCAGUUAUGUGGUAUUUCUAAAACACUGUAGUAAGUGUGCAAUGCUCUAGCUGCAGCUGCAUGUAUUUCAUUCACUAGCAUGAGUCUGUUUAUGUUCAGCUUUUUGUAAAAAUGUUUUAAAUUUUAAACACUUGAAAAUAGUGGGCAUAUGGUUGCUUAGAACAAGCAGAAAAAUUCUCCAUCAAAAAGUAACAAAACACAAAAGCAUCUAUUUAGACAAGUCCUCCAUACAUACUUUUAAAGCCAAUUUGCCUCAAACUCUGAAUUAUGGCAUUUUGGAAUUCUUAAUGAUAAAGCCAGAAAAUGCAAACAAUAAAUCCAUUCAAGUAAGUCUGUUUAAGAAAAUACUUGGUGGCAUACAUGUAUACAUGUGACUUAUACCAAACUAGAAUCAGGAACAUUUCAGAGGAUAUAUUUUGACUACAGUAAUUAAAAAAAAAAUCCAUUCUAAAAAAAAGAAGGGACAGACAUAAUUUCUGUGACACUUUGCUCCACAGAAAUACUACUUUUUCUUGACUUGCCAAAGGUUUACCUGAAACACUACUAAUACCGGACUCAUAUUAGUCAGAUCAUGAGACUUGAAUAGUCAAAUCUCAUUAUUAUUACUAUGGUAAGUGUUCAGCUUUAAUACCCUUCUUAUGUACCCCAUAGCAGUCUGUGUGACAGAGCGCUAUUAACUGUAUUUCUUGCAAUAUUUCAACUAGAAAAAUACAAGUGCACUGUUACUUAAAUUACUCUCAUGCCAGUGUUUGCUUAGCCUUUGAAGAGCCCUUAUACAAUAUCUAUGAUUUUGGUCUUUGAUAUUUAUGUAAACAUAUUGAAAUUAUUGAGAGGAAUCCAAAAGAAAUAUAGGCUGUAACCUGUACCUCCCUGCUCUGUGUAAAAGGUUUGCACAACUAUUGAAUAUAUAUGAAAUACGUUAUACUUUAUAUAUAUAUAUACAUAUAAACCUGCUUAUUUAAUAAAACUGAGAGCCACUGGUUUA